GCCAUCGCCGCCCCCCACUCUCUUCCCCUGGGAGAUAACCUUCAAAGGCUCUGCUCAGUGCGAUGGAUGACCAGCUGAGAGAUGGAGAUGGACAGAAUCAAAGGACACGCUCCCUUCAUUGUUACUAGAUGAAGGGACACUUACCUUCUUCAAGAAGUGAGGGACGCACACGGCAGCAUUUUGAUGUUCUCCAGACUGAAGUGAUGCACUAAUAUGAAAACAGAUUAGUUCCUCGGAAGUCCUUUUCUAAGACCAGGACGUACUUAUUUUUUAGUUUGUGUGCUUUACUCGUUCAGCAUCGGUCGUAUGCUGACUGUUCAUCCUUGUGAUGCUUGUUAUGAGUUGUCCAUCCACAACCAAUGAGCCAGAGAGCUGCAGCAGCGAGGGGAGCAGCUGCACCACAUCCUCCAUCACUACCUCGGACCCAUCCUCCAUGUCCGGACGCACUCACUCCACCCUGCCUUCCCUCAGCGACGCCCCCAACGCCACCCAGCAUGAAGCUCCACCGCCUCCUCCCCUCCCGCCCCCACCUCCAGGGGCACCGCCGCCCCCUCCACCCCCAGCGACCACGUCCACCAACCACAACUUUAGGAAAAAGCGCCGCGUGCGCAGCUUCUUCUGGAAGCCGAUCCCAGAGGAGAAGGUGCGCGGGAAGCCAAACAUCUGGACGAUGGCGGUGCGGCAGCAGCAGUACCAGAUCGACGUUCGCUCUGUGGAGGAGCUGUUCGGGCAGCAGGAGGAGGCAGCGGCAGGCCUACGGGGGUCAACGCCAACGACUGGAAGCUCAGCUCGUGUAUCCCGAUCACGCUCCUUCAAGGAGAGCAGCAAAGAUGAGAUCAGCAUUCUUGACUCAAAGAGGGGGAUGAAUGUGGGCAUUUUCCUCAAGCAGUUUAAGAAAUCCAACCGCUCCAUUGUUGAAGAUAUACGGCGAGGAGAAGGGAAGAUUUACGGAGCAGAGCUGCUCAAAGACCUGCUGAAGCUCCUGCCCGAUGUAGAGGAGAUCAAGAAACUGCAGGCGUUUAAAGGCGAUGCAGACAAGCUGACACUGGUUGAUUCCUUUAUGUACCUUCUGAUCCAGGUGCCACGGUUCGAGGUUCGAAUCGAGGCCAUGGUCCUCCGCGAAGAGUUCUUCCCUUGCUGUGCAGUGAUGGGACAUGAGAUUGAUGUCGUCCGUGUCGCCACUAAAGAGCUGAUGAGCUGUGAGGAGCUACAUGCCAUCCUGCAUCUGGUGCUGCAGGCUGGAAACAUCAUGAACGCUGGCGGCUAUGCAGGAAAUGCUGUGGGAUUCAAGCUGUCAUCCCUCCUCUCACUGGCUGACACCAAGGCCAACAAGCCAGGAAUGAACCUGCUGCAUUUUGUGGCCAUGGAGGCAAAGAAAAAAGACGAGAAGCUGCUCAAGUUUCCAGAGAACCUUCAGGAUGUCCAGAGUGCAGCCAGAAUUUCAGUGGAAAACAUUGAGGUGGAGUUUUCCUCCUUAUAUGUCCGAAUCAAAUCCCUGGAGGAGAAGGUUCAAGGAGACCAGGAGCUACUGCAGCAGCUGGAGCCUUUUCUGCAGAGUUCAGCACGGACACUGCAGGACUUAAAGAGACGCAGACUGGAUCUGCGUAAAGAGGGGAACGCUCUCAUCGAUUUCUUUUGCGAAGAUAAGGACACCUUCAAGCUGGAUGAAUGCUUCCGCAUCUUUCAAGACUUCUGCAUUAAGUUCAAGAAAGCCGUUAAGGACAACAUGGACCGCGAGCUGAAGGAAGCAGCCAGACAGCGUCGCCUCAGAGAACUGGAGGAAAAGCGUUUUGCGUGGUCGGGUGCAGAUCAGAGCGGCGGGUUUGGUCGCAGCAGCAGCGAGAACGAUGUGGAAAUGCUCACCAAGGAGGGCCUUCUGGACUUCUUCCAGCAGAGGUCUCAGAGUCCACACAGCCCGCUGGGACGCUCUGCCAGCGCCCGCCGCCACCGGCACACCAUGACCUCCAUAGCAGAUCGCGAGCUCCAGGGAUAUCUUGAGCUAUUUGGGAGCACUGGGAAUCCCACUGACUAUUCCAAGUUUAACAGCCUACCUCGGUCAGGCCGCGCUCUCCAGAGGAGGACGACUCCCUGGAUUUUAUCCCAGAACGACAACCGUGAGCUGGGCUGUGACAGACAAGUGACGUCUCCACACGCAGAAACUGAACCAAUCAGCCCCCUGGCCAGGUUUUCCUCCUCUGGACUCAAUGAUAAUGAGGACCCGUACAACAAUAACAAUAAUUACUCAUCUUUGUCGGAGGGCAGUGCUCUGCCUCGUCCCUUUUGUGUCUUUCAGAAGCCUGCCCAUCUCCCCAACCCAACAAUUACCGGCCACAUGAAUGUUAGUGUGGAGAAGCAUACUUUAGUUCGAGGUCCUCAAGCUUUUGACCUGCCGAGUCCAAACAAUAACAGUAAUCAUAUGCACUUUGUCAACCAGGGGGAUGUUGUGGUGACAGAUCUGGAAAAGGAAAGACGGUCACCUCCAAAGAUUCUAGAAAACCUUUUACAUGACAAAGUUAAAAUAGAUCCUCCCACACAGGCUGGGGUCUCUCCUGAGAGAGAGAAAGAAGACGAGGACUACAGCACAGUUUCAUCAACAACCUGUGAUACUCCCCUCCCGCUAGAUACUUCAGUAUCUAAUAAGAAGCCAGUGUUUUACAUAUUAGACUGCACAGAAACAGACUGCUCUGUCACAUUGGACUACUCUGAGGUUGAAAGCUCGUCAGCAAAAGACGGACUUCAUUUUAGAACGACUGACUGUAGCAAAGAUCAGGAGACGCAACAAGAUCCAAGCUCUCUGUCUUCGAAUUUGGAGUCCAUGUCUCCCAACGACCAGUCUGUUUCAACCAGUGAGCUCUCAGCGCUGAAAUCUGUGGACACAGCGUCCAUCACCCCGUCCGCCACCACAGAAGAGUGGGACACGGAGAGCUGUGACACCGCUGAAGGAAAACAGGGCGCCGAGAAAGACGCUCAGAGAAACGGCAGGAAACCGGUGCAAGCAAAGAACAAAGCUAACAAACCGACUAAGUGCAGCAGCGGUCGUGGUGUUCGAAUGCUGACCAGCAGCGAGAGCCAGGGCAUGCGGAAAGUUGUGCCCAUCAGCAAGCUGACCAGGACAGGAAGCAACAAGAGAACAGAGAGACCUUCAGUGGACAAUGGAGACGCACGCCGGCCUCUCCGUGACCAGAGCACCCCGGCGAGAGGGAGGAGCGAGAAGACAACAAGACCUCCUCGACACUCCAGUCUGCCUCCUGAUGAGUCAAAAGGGCAGAGGGCAGCAAGCCUCACAGGCAGCAUUUCCAGAUGGGCACGCGAUUCGAUGCCGAGGAAAGCCUCCAUCCACAAGCCGAGCGCCAAACCCCUGAGGAACAUCCCCAAGCCUGCGCCUGAGGAGAAGAUGUGCCGCUCCACCAUGAGAGCUCUCGCCCAGGCCCAGACUCACACUCAGGCUGCGGCUUCCUCUGAGAACAGCAGCUCGCACACGCUCAGUGCGAAAAACACCUCCGACGUGCCCAGUUUUGCCCGUAACACUGUAUCUUCGUCUUCCAGGACCAAGAAGGAACUGGGCCCCCCGUCCGUCCCCUCCACCCCAUCUCGCAGCCCUUCGCUCCUAGGUCGACAAACCUCCGCGAAGCAGACUCGGGCGUCGCCCACAGCUCACGCCAGCGAGGAGCGGCUACCGGGGACAAACCUGCGACGGGUGCAAAGCGUGAAGGCGGCGAGUCGUAGCGCCUACCGUAGCGAGACCCCACCUCCGCCUGCAACACGAGAGGAUAUUCGUAAGACUAGCAGCUUUUCUGAGAAAUCUUUGCAGCCUAAAGACUUGGGGACGUCCAGCAGAAGCUCCAAGCCGAGCUGGAAGUGA
Stegastes partitus (bicolor damselfish) is the source of this 3862-nucleotide messenger RNA. It is a transcript of the gene fhdc1, whose product is annotated as FH2 domain containing 1. NCBI's taxonomy places the organism in Eukaryota, Metazoa, Chordata, Actinopteri, Pomacentridae. The transcript has 11 exons. Bases 329 to 3862 code for a protein of 1177 amino acids. The record is from RefSeq and is a predicted model, not a curated record.